Molecule: messenger RNA, 702 nt
Organism: Corylus avellana
Lineage: Eukaryota; Viridiplantae; Streptophyta; Magnoliopsida; Fagales; Betulaceae
Source: RefSeq, a predicted model, not a curated record
AUGGGAAUCCUCAAGUCUGUUGAAGAAGUUUUGGAUGCAGUUUGUACUCGCUUGAACAUUCCCAGAAACACACUAAGAAUGGAUUCUUGUGUUGAAAUGAUGACUGAUUUCUUACAUCUUGAAACAAGUGAGAUUUACAUUGUGGGCAUGUCUUGUAUGGAUGAAAUACUUAAAGAAACCCUAAUAGGAGUUGUCUAUAGUCAAAUAUAUCAUGGAUUUGAAAGAACAAGUCUUAUAUUAGACAUUACAGAAAUUUCAAAAGAGCCCAAUGGUUUGGUCCAUUUACAAGAACAACUUCUUGGUGAUAUCGUGGGAAUGAAUCAAGUCAAUAUUAACAAUGCUGAUGAAGGAAUCAGAUUGAUUAAGGAAGCAAUUCAGGGCAAAAGAGUUCUUAUUGUUCUUGAUAAUGUGGAUGAGUUGAAACAACUAUACACAUUAAUUGGAAACUCCAAAUGUUUUGGUCCGGGAAGUAGAGUGAUAGCAGUAUCGAGAGAAAACCAGUUGCGAGCUGAACUUGAAGCACAUGGAAUAUAUGAUGUUGAAGAUUUGCCUGAAUGGAAAUCUCCUCAACUUUUCAUUUGGCGCGCCUCCAUGAUGGCCCAUCCAGCAAAAUAUUUUUCGGGCAAAAAAGACCACUACCUACAGCGAAAGUUUUUCGGGCACGAAAAAGAGUUCUUAUCUGAAGGUACCUCUUUUCUUUAA